Magallana angulata is the source of this 4416-nucleotide messenger RNA. Its product is annotated as clavesin-2-like. Gene Ontology annotation, molecular function: phosphatidylinositol bisphosphate binding. The record is from RefSeq and is a predicted model, not a curated record. Bases 51 to 1079 code for a protein of 342 amino acids. NCBI's taxonomy places the organism in Eukaryota, Metazoa, Mollusca, Bivalvia, Ostreida, Ostreidae. The transcript is spliced from 6 exons. Gene Ontology annotation, cellular component: membrane.
AUUUUAUCUUAAGCAGUUUCAUCACAAUUUAAUGCCUAAUGAAUAUGUGAAUGAUUAAUCUUAAUUUUUCAAUCUCGACGAAUCUUGCAGAGAUUAGUACCGUUGAUGUCUUAGAUGACAUGGCAGAGUUUGGAUGGGGUUUGUCAGAAGAGUUGUUACUGAAAUCUCAAAAGGAGCUUGGUGAGGAGCAGAGUCGACACAGUGAAGAUAUAGCGGAUGUAAAGGAGCAGAUUGAGACUCGUCCAGAUAUAAAAUUUCUAAGAACUGAUGAUGCUUUCGUACUGAGGUUCUUACGUGCCAGGAAGUUUGACACAGUAGAGUCCUUUAAGUUACUGGCUAGAUACUUUGAAUUUCGCCAGAACAACCCAAGUCUUUUUAAGAACUUUAUUGCUUCUGAAGCUGGUAUCAAAGCCUCACUGUAUGAUGGUCUUCCUAGCGUCUUACCAAACUGUGACCAGAAAGGCAGGAAGAUCAUUGUGUUGUUUGCUGCAAACUGGGACAAUGGCCGUUACCAGCUUCCGUCGGUGUAUAGAGCUAUACUGCUGACAUUGGAAAAACUUAUUGAUGAUGAGGCAUGCCAAAUAAAUGGAUUUGUUUUCAUCCUGGACUGGAGCCAGUUCACAUUUAAUCAAUCAAGAUCACUUAAUCCAAAGGUUUUAAAGCAAAUGGUUGAAGGACUUCAAGACUGUUUUCCGGCUCGAUUUGGUUCCAUACACUUUGUUAACCAACCCUGGUACAUAGAGGCAAUAUGUAAAAUCAUUCUACCAUUCCUCAAAGAAAAAAGUAGAAGAAAGAUACAUAUGCAUGGAAUAAACUUGGGACUACUUCACCAGUUCAUCAGUAAAGAAGUGUUGCCUGCUGAGCUCGGAGGAACACUUCCUGAGCACAAUAUCACGAGCUGGGCAAAGGAGCUGGUGGGAGACGAGAACUUUAGCUUUGGAGACAAGCAUAUAUACUGGCCAGAUCACUGUUUCUUCAAGACCAGGUCCAAGUCCUUCCCCACUUUUCACCUGAAACAAAAUUUGGAUCAGAAUGAGAUUAACAGUAGAUUAGAUGAGGAGUUCUUUCUGAUCGACUAGUGAAGUGGCUCUUAACAACUAGCCUGUUCAUAGAAGAUUUGUUUUGACCAAUUUGAGAUUAAACAAAAAGAGUAGAAUUUUUAAAUGUCAAGUGUACCUUGUAUUGCUAAUAUAAUAGAUUUUACAGCAAUAUCUCAGAGUGUGUGCAUGUGUGUGUUGUAUAUGAAGAGUAUCAUUUUUGGAGAUUUUAUGUUCCUUGCUAAAAACUUAGUGCAUGCUGAAAUUUAUGUUGUUAUGUGUCACAUAUGGUAUUGUAAUUGAUGAUAUUAAUUGUGUAUUAUAUGUGUAUAUUUACAUUUUCCAGUGUCAUUGCCUGUGAUAACACUACGUAUCGAUUUUGUACUAUAAAACCCAUAACUACAAAUUGGGGCGUCAGUGGGGUUUGCUUAUUUAUAUUUAAAUAGUUAAUUGUACAAUGGCUUAAAAUAAUAUAUUAAAUAUAAGUAAUAACUAAUCAUUCUUUGAAUAUUAUGAGAUGAUAAUUCCGGUCGGGGCGUGAUCAAAUCUAUCAUAAAGCCCUUCGGGCUUUAUUGGAUUUGAUCACACCCCGACCAAAAUUAUCAUCUCAUAAUACUCAAAGAAUGAUUCCUUAUUCCUUAUAUAUUGAGAAUAUGGUAAUUUAAGUUAUUGUAAAUAAAGAAGAUGGGGGAAUAAGAUGGCGCAAAUGCCCAUCUGGUUUAGUAGUGAAAUACAAUAUUGAAUUUACUUUUUCCCAAUUAAAUCCAUGCAAAUACCGGUAUAUUAUAAUACAAGUUUGCAAAAGCACAAUUUCUAACUAUAUUGAUGUUUUAAUAAAUUUAAAAAAAGAUAAGAAAAAAAAAUAUUGCCUGAAUUUUUGGUAGCAUCGAACCCAUAACAUAAAACCCUCGAUAUAUAAAGUUAGCAUAUGUCGGGUACUCUAACCACUGAGCCAUUUCAGACACAUCAAAGUAGGCUGUUUAAAUAUUACAUGUGACUUUGAUCACGAAUUUACAGACUUGUAUUAUUUUUUGAAAACGUUCAAUUGUUGGGAUACAAAAUGAUAUUUUUAUUGUAUAGUGGGUCAUCUCUCCACGUUUUUGUUGAUUGAAAUCGGUUUGUUUUCCGAUAGACCUUAUUCAGACUAUGAGAAAAAUAUGAAGCACAGACCCACUCUAUAAAAGAAAAUGUCUUGAAGUUCUAAAAAUUGACAGUAUUUGCAGGUUUUGAUACGUAUACGCCUGUUUGAGUUGACAUAUUCCAAGUAUUGAACAUAUUUAGAGGAUAAAAUUCAAUGAUAUGUUAAAUAUAUAUUGUUUUAAAUGAUUUUUUUAAAACAGUAUCAGAUUUAUUCAUAUUUUAAUUUUUCAGUAGCUUGUCCAACCGUGUAUGGCUAUUUUACACCCCUUAUCCACCCAUCUUCUUACAGCUUUUAGCAUAUUUAGGUACGGGUACUUCACCAAGAAUAAAUACUGGUAUGAUGAAUUGUCUGAUGUGUUGUCUAAGACAAAAAGUGUACAGUGUUUUUUUGGGAUAUUGCAUAUUGGAAAUGGGUACCAGUUUGCUUCUGAAUGAGAUUGUUAAAAAUGCCACCAGCAAAGUUUACAUUUAAUACAUAUGUAUUAGGUUUUUUUUAAUCUAUUGUUUUAAUUCAAGAUAUAUUCAUAGCCUGUAAAAUACACAAAUCCAUAACUGGUUUGGAUAUUAAAUCCAUGAUAUAAAUACUGUGAAAAAAAUAUUUGAUUCUGACUUGAAAAAAUGUUUGUCAAGUCAAAUGUUUUGUUAAAAAAAAUUUGAACACUGUUAAUCAAAAGGGCUUCUUGCUUUUUUCUGAACACAUGUAUAUAUCAUGAAAUCCAACAUGUACCUUUAUUGUGAGUAACUUUACAAAAGUAACUUUGCACAUUCCAAGGGGUCUGCCCCCUUCCAAUUAAGUCAGUCAUGAAUACUUUUUGUGUAUUAUGUAGUGUCAGUAGGUUAUCUUUCAUACAUGUUCACUUAUAUACCUGUUAGGCUGUACAUGAAUGUACAUGUUCACUUGUACAGUAUAAGUCACUAGAUAAAGAAUCAGAUAACUCUUUCUUCUCUCAUCACUGACUGGUUCUGAAACUCAAAAAUUUAAAGUUACUUUAUAUGUCAUCCUAAUAUAAGUGUUGAUAAAUCUGUGUAGUUAGAGCACACAUCUUCAGUGAAAUUAUGUUCCUGGGUCCCAUUCCCUGUUUUCUUUUCUUGAACAACAGACUUCAAAAACUCAUGGAGACAGAACUUAUUUUAUGAUAAAGUUUAAUACAAUGAACUUUGGUAGUUUGGGCUGUUGACCAUAUCAUUUGACAGCACUGCCUGAUCAAAGCUACUGUCUUUUAUCUCUCCAAUGUAUUAACUUUUAAGUAAAAAAAAACCCAUGCUCUUUAAUGUCUAAUGUACAUUAAGUAAUGUAUACCAAUUUUAUUUGUUAACUUACUACAUAUAAAGUUAAUGCAUUGGUUUGUUGUAAAACAUACCAUUAUAUAUCAUUCAUAUCAUAUUUAUAAAACUUAUAUAUUGUGCAUUAUGAAGGAUUUUGUCAUUGGUUUUUUUUAUCCUAUAUUGCCAGGCAAGCAAUAAUAUGUGUACCAAAGGCUUUGCUUUCUUAUUGUUAAGAUUAUAUUCUUUGAUGAAGCUCUUAAAAUUGUACUGUUGUGUGUUUGAGAGUUAGUUUUUAAAUUCUGCAUUGUUGCAUGAGAGCCACAAGGAUAAUUAUUAUAUUUUUUUCAUAUGGUUCAGUUACUGUGAUGAUUUAGUUCUUCAUAAUAAGGUCUCAGUUUUUUUAAAACAGGGUUUUACAUGAAUAUAAUCCAGUUAUUGAAAUGGCAGGUAGGUGGAUGGCUGCCUUUUGUCUGGAUAACUCCUCCUACAGUUUUCAAAAUAAGACAUUUUUUGUUUUGCAGAUCAAUUUAACCUAUAUCACAGAUGUGCAUACUACUUGCAUUUUGAUUUUAACCAGGUUUUCAAAAGAAAAAUCCGGUUAGAGAAAAAGUUUUUAAAAAAAAAAAGGCAGGCAGCUGCCAAAAAGGUACCCCUCUUGUACGCAUAACCACUUCUACAGUUUUCAAGAUAGGAAGUUGAUGUUUUGCAGAUCAAUUGGACAUAUAUAAGAAAAGUGCAAUAUAUUUUGGAUUUGGAUUUUUGAUAAUUUAUGAAAAAAAUACAAGCUGUUAACUUAGUCUUUUUUCUUGCAGAAUAUUGCACAUAAGGUGCCCCUAGAUCAAUUUUACUUAUUUCAGAAAUGUACAUACUGCUUGCAUUUUUAUUUUUAAUAAUAAUUUUAUUGGUAAAUAAUUUUAUAUAUAUAUUUAUAUAUAUAUAUAUAUAUAUAUAUAUAUAUAUAUAUAUAUAUAUA